UUCAAGGCACUUGACUCAGAUGCCGCAGGGUUGCCACAUUAUGGAAACUGGAGUUGGAUACCCAUCUGUUUUUGUCGUGGAUGCCCCUCAAAGGAAUGUCCCCUUCGUGCCACCUGUGUCAAAAGGCCGAAAGAAAUGGCAACAUGCCCAGCUGCUCCUUUGGAUCUUCAUGCUGCUGAUGCUGAUAGGUUUGGUGGUUCAAGGCUAUUUCCUGCUCUCCUUCCGAAAAGAAUUGACCAAAGCUGCAACACAGAGAGAAGCUGAAGCACCAACCUAUGAGAAAAUUAUUCAAGGCGAGAGACCUCCCGAAGAAAAGCCAGCUGCUCAUCUAACAUUAGGUGCCUUGGUCAAUACAGCUGACAAUGGAGCCCUGCUGUGGGAGGACAAAAAAGGACUUGCCUUUCACCAGGGCAUGGGCUACAAGGAUGGUUUCCUUAUCUUUAACCAAUCUGGACCCUACUACAUCUACUCAAAGCUCUUCCUGGGAGAUUCAAGCUGCCUCAGUGCUUCCCAGAUGGUCAUUCACAAGAUUUGUAAGAGGACUUCUCGGUAUCCUAAGGAGAUAGUGCUGCUGACCAACAAAAUACUGACUUGCAGCUUGCAGAACACCUCAAGCUGGAGACGCAGCAGCUUCCUUGCUGGAAUAGUUCAUCUCGAGGAAAACGAAGAAGUAUUUGUCACAGUGUCUCAUAAACGGAUGGUACGGGUUGGGGAUGACACGCAGUCAUAUUUUGGCACUUUCAUGAUCUGAAGGAGACCAGAACUGAGGGUGGACUGUGAAUUCUGUGGAGCAAGAAGAACAGUUUCUUCCUUAUACUGCUAUGAUGCCCCAUAGCCUCAAUCCUGCACUGUUAGCUUGAUCCUUUUUCAAAUACAGUAAAAGAGGCACCAGAAUGAGGGUGGGGGACUUCUUUGCAGACAGGGGAGAGACCUGUUCACAGGGGCAGAGAUACAUUUGCAUUUAUGGUUGGAUAGGGCUGCACUAACUAAAGUAAAGUAGAUAUUUAACAUAAACAUGGCAAGGGACUGCUCUAGAUGCAUGGGCAGGUAGCUCAAAGCCUUUUCUAUCUUCUUCAAAAGCUAUCUGAGACCAUAUGUGAAUACAUUCUCUUGGUUUCACAUGCUGUAAAAUAAAAAUGUAAGAAAUAGAGAUUCACUCACCAUUGGCCCUGUUCAAAAAGGACCAUGUGCCACCAAAUCAAUUGCAAACUCAUUUGUUGUAGAGUGGACUACUCUUCUUGUUCUGUAGCUAGUUUUGGCUUUUCCAAGGUGGGCCCUCAAUUUCUGCUGGGGUUUAAUUCCAGGACUCCCCCUGGAUAUUAAAAUCAAUGGGUGCUCAUCCCACAGUGGCAUUGUGUCUCUUAUGUAAAAUUGCAAAAUU
Messenger RNA from Anolis sagrei ordinatus, 1381 nucleotides. It is a transcript of the gene TNFSF14, whose product is annotated as TNF superfamily member 14. Gene Ontology annotation, cellular component: membrane. Gene Ontology annotation, biological process: immune response. Gene Ontology annotation, molecular function: tumor necrosis factor receptor binding. NCBI's taxonomy places the organism in Eukaryota, Metazoa, Chordata, Lepidosauria, Squamata, Anolidae. The record is from RefSeq and is a predicted model, not a curated record.